AUGACCCUCAUCCUGCCCAUGACCCUCUUCCCUGUUCAUGACCCUCAUCCUGCCCAUGACCCUCUUCCCUGUUCAUCCAUCCUGCCUUCUUCAUUCAAGCCCAAACAACCCCCCCACGUCUUCCCCAAAGUCCGCUGCUCGCCUUCUCUUCAGCCGCUCGUUCUCACUUUGCCACCCUUGCACUUGCAGCCACGCCUUUCCUCCAUUCCUGCAUCCCGUCAUCCCUUCACCCUUCGUCCUCAUAUCCCACCUCCAACCUCCCUGCAGGCACGGCCGCGGAUAGAAGCGGGCAGGUUGCAUGAAGUAGCGGAUCCAGCCCUGCAGGGAGGAUACCACCCGCACCAGUUCGCCCUGCUCACUCUUCUGUUCCCACCAUUGCUCCGCCCCUCCCCGCCCUCCCUGCAGGCUCGGCCGCUGAUAGAGGAGGGCAGGCUGCACGAGGUGGCGGAUCCCGCCCUGCAGGGAGGUUACCACCCGCACCAGUUCGCCCUGCUCGCCCGCACCGCCCUGCUCUGCACUCACAAGGACCCCUCGCAGCGACCCUCCAUGCUGCAGGUGCUCCACCUCAUAGACUCGGGCCCUCCUGGCCCUCCUGCUUCGACGACAGCGACGCCAUCGGGGUCGCCCGGCGUGCUGCGCGGCGACGAUGUGGAGUUCGACAUCGACUUUCACUUGCACGAGCUGCCGUCCCGCUCGCGACAUGCGACGAGUGCGACGGGGGCGCGAUAUGCUGCGACGGACGUGACGAGCGCGGGCGAGUGGCGGGAGGUGGCGGAGUUGAAGCUUGCGCUGGGCGCGCUCGUGGGACGCGUGACGGCGGAACUGGCGAAAGCGGGGGUGGCGGUCCGAUUGGGGAAGAGUGAGGUGAAGGCGGAGCGGAGGGCGGAGCGCAAAGUGCGGCUGAGUCCGGCGGUUAGUCGGCUGGUCAGCGGUGCCGUCGCCGGUGGCGUGUCGCGAACAGCGACGGCGCCGCUGGAGACGAUUCGGACGCACAUGAUGUGCGGGCGGGGCGGGCUGGCGGCCAAUGGGAGCAUGACAGCUGUCUUCCAGUGGGUUCUGCGCACGGAGGGGUGGACGGGGCUGUUCCGCGGCAACGCCAUCAACGUGCUCCGCGUCGCGCCCAGCAAAGCGAUUGAGAUGCUCACAUACGACACGGUCAAACGCUUCCUCACUCCCAAAGAAGGCCGCCCCUCCAUCAUCCCGCGCCAGCUCCCCAUCCCCAUCUCCUCCAUUGCCGGCUCCUCCGCGGGCAUCGCGUCGUGCCUGCUCACCUACCCGCUGGAGCUCGUCAAAACGCGCCUGACAGUGAACCCUGACAUGUACCGCGGCGUGCUGCACGCGUUCCACCGCAUCAUCAUGGAGCAGGGCGUGGGGGAGCUGUACCGCGGGGUGGCGCCCAGCGUGGUCGGCAUGAUUCCGUAUGCUGGCGCGAAUUUCUACGCGUAUGACACGCUGUGUACCGCAUAUAGGAAGGCGCGAGGGCGGGAGGAGAUCGAGCCGCUGAUGACGCUGGUCAUUGGCUCCACUGCUGGGUGCUUUGCGGCUGCUUCGACAUUCCCCUUGGAGGUUGCACGGAAACAUUCCCUCUCUCCCUCGUCCAAAUAUUUAGUGUUCUUCUCCCCUCGGGCUGACCAUCAUCUCCCUUCUCCCACUAUUGCAGCUUCAAAUGGGGGCAACAGGAGGCAGGGUGGCAUACACAGGCAUGCUGCAGUGCAUGAGGAGCAUAGUGAGGGAGCAGGGUGUCAAGGGGCUGUACCGAGGGGUGGCGCCUUUGUGUGCCCUUCGGUGAUGCUGCUAGUCUCUCUCUCCCUCCUCUCCGAACUAUACACAUUGUCCAUUCUCUCCCUCUUCCCUCUGUUGCAGCUUCAAAUGGGGGCGACGGGCGGCAGGGUGGCAUACACAGGCAUGCUGCAGUGCAUGAGGAGCAUAGUGAGGGAGCAGGGAGUCAAGGGGCUGUACCGAGGGGUGGUGCCGUCGUGUGCCAAGAUGAUGCCUGCUGCUGGCAUCUCCUUCAUGUGUUAUGAGGUGCUCAAACGCGUGCUUAUAGAGGAUGAAAAGGUACGAUAG
Messenger RNA from Closterium sp. NIES-65, 2067 nucleotides. The record is from the annotation of a GenBank genome assembly. Lineage: Eukaryota; Viridiplantae; Streptophyta; Zygnematophyceae; Desmidiales; Closteriaceae.